Messenger RNA from Hipposideros armiger (great roundleaf bat), 1638 nucleotides. RefSeq names its product intercellular adhesion molecule 2 (gene ICAM2). NCBI's taxonomy places the organism in Eukaryota, Metazoa, Chordata, Mammalia, Chiroptera, Hipposideridae. Bases 221 to 1036 code for a protein of 271 amino acids. Gene Ontology annotation, biological process: cell-cell adhesion. The transcript is spliced from 5 exons. Gene Ontology annotation, cellular component: plasma membrane. Gene Ontology annotation, molecular function: integrin binding. The record is from RefSeq and is a predicted model, not a curated record.
UGUGGGGUGCCUCUAAGAAAACUAGAGGUCCUGCUCCUCUCCUCCCUCUUCUAGGGCCUGCGGGUCCCUGGGGCUCCUAGCUAUAACUGCAGCAUUAGAAGACUGGCUGUGUUAGGAUCAAAAGCCUCUUUGGCAAGGCCUUCCCCACCCUCUCGCCUGCUUACUGCUUCUGGGGAUCCCAGCAACAGGCAGCCCUUUGCUCUUCCCGGCGAGCCUGCGGAUGCUACUUGAGAUGGCCCCUUUUGGUUGCUGGGGCCUGCCCGCGGCCCUUCUCACCCUGCUCUGCUGCCUAGGGUCUAGCGAGACGGCGUUCGAGGUGUAUGUGUGGCCAGAGCGGGUGGCGGUCAAGUAUGGAGAGUCUCUGAAGAUCAACUGUAGUACCAACUGUCUCCAGCCUGGGACCGGUGGUCUGGAGACCCCCCUGAGCAAGGAACUGCUGGAUGAACAAGCUCAGUGGAAGCAGUUCUUAGUCCACAAUGUCACCAAGGACACAGUCAUGUGUUGCUACUUCACCUGCUUCGAGAAACAGGCGUCAAAGGUUGCCAACGUCAACGUGUUCUACCCUCCAAAGGAAGUGCUGCUAAAUCUACAGCCCACCUGGGUGAUUUUGGGCGGAUCCAUCACCAUGGAAUGCAGGGUGUCUGAUGUGGCACCCCUUGAGAAACUCACCCUCACCCUACUUCAUGGCAACAAAACUCUGCACAAGAAGACAUUUGAGGGGGCGACAGCUGACUCCAAAGAUGCCAUAACCACACAUAAAAUCACGGCUGUCAGGGAAAUGGGCAAGCACAACUUCUCCUGCAAGGCUGAGCUGGAUCUGAGGUCUCUGGGCAACAGCAUCAUUUGCAACGUCUCAGAGCGCCAGAUGGUCAAUGUCUAUGAUCCCACGCCGGGCAACCAGAUGGUCAUCAUCAUCACGGUUGUGUCACUGCUACUAUUGUUGUUUGUGACAUCCGUCGUGCUGUGCUUUGUCUUUGGCCAGCAGUGGAAUCAGAGGCGACGAGGCACCUAUAGGGUGCAGACUGGAAGAGCCUGAGACGGGCCUACCGGGUCCAGGCUACAUGAGCGGUGUGGCCACCACCAUGGCAGCCACUGGAACUCAGUGUGGCUCCUCAGGGCUGUGGUCCAGCCCUGGCUGAAGGACUAUGGCAAGCAGCAGAGGACUUCGGGGACAUUUCCUUUCCUAGUCUGAAUACAAACAGCUGGACUUAACCCUGUGCCUGACCCAGCGGGGCAGAGACGUUCUGUUCCCAAAUGCCCCUCCAGGAACUUGGGCCACUCCCUGUCAGAGCAGGGCAUUGGCCAGCAGAGCCAGCUUCCUGGGUUGAGGGUGGGAGCCGUAAGGGAACUGGCUCAGCUCCAGGGCCUCUCCCACUCAGGCCUCUCCACCAUCACUCUGGGCCUUUAGAGAACUGUGGACAACAAAAGCAGUUCUCUCCUCUCACCUCCUGCUCCAUUAUUAGGGCAAACGGAGACCCCACAGCCCUGGCCUUCCCAGAGAGAGGGGUGAGGGCAGGAGGGGUAGGGAGGGCUCUGGUUCCCAGGCUCCCCGUGGCCCAGGCAGGAACCAGUGGGGCAGAGUUGGGUUUUCAUGUGGUUUCCAGGCCCUUAACGGUACUCUAACAAGCUCUUUCUCAA